AUGAAAACUAGCAACCCCCCGAUCAUACAAUUGAGAGGCAAACAUUUCAAUCCGUACCAGCAUCGUCUUGACUGCUGGUUCGGCUUCCGAGUGAGCACUCCAGCCCUCUAUUCCAGCUCUACUCUGGUCAAGUGUGCCGUGCCGAAGCUCCUUCCCGGUACCGUCGCUGUUUACUUGGGCGAUGAGCAGGGCAUACAUGGCAAUAGCAACGGUCAAUACACGGUCGUAAGUAGGGGACAUGUCCAUGCAGUCGAGCCGAGCAGCGGGCCGGUGACAGGAGGUACCGCCGUCGUCAUGAGCGUGCGAGGAGGUGCAGGCUUUGCGUCAGCUAUCUUCUGUCGUAUUGGGGAAGGUCAGGUGGUGCAGGCCCAAGCGCUCAGCAGCUCCAGGAUCCUUUGCACCAUGCCGGCUGUACAGAAGAGCGGGACAGUGCUGAUACGGGCAGUAGAGGGAGCCCAAGGGUCGAGUAGGGGCCUUGAGGGAGAAGUGAGGUAUGUUUACUACAAUGAGCCUGUGGUGACUCGCGUGGAGCCAAGCAGUGGCGCUCUGGAAGGGGGUACCAUGCUGAGCCUGUAUGGGCGGGGGCUGGAAGAAGGCAGCAAUCUAACGUGCAGGUUCGGGACCGGAGAUGCGGUCGCAGGCCGGCAAGAGACUUCUACGAUGGCCACCUGUGUUGCACCCCCGCGCCCAGUCAAGGACGUCGUCUGGUUGCAGGUGAGCCUCAACGGAGGCGCGGACUUCUCCGGAUCUGCAGUCGAGUACGCAUAUGAGGCUGGGGCUACGGUGGACGAGGUGAGGCCGUCCGCGGGAGAUAGCGGGGUCGACGGUCAGACCGUGACGGUGAUAGGCCGCCACUUCGGGUCGGGACAAGGGCUGAGCUGCUUGUUCGGGACAAGGGGGCGGGUACGGGGCAUGCCGAUGACGUCGACGGCGGUAGUCUGUGUAGCGCCGAGAGGGGGUCCGGGGGCGGUCGGGGUAUCGGUGAGCAACAACGGAGUGGAUGAAGGGCAAACAAGGGGCGGGUUCGUGUACAGCGGUGAUCUUAAGGUAAUACGCAAGGUCACCCCAAGCUCAGGGCCAUUGGCUGGGGGUACCAACGUGACCAUAGCAGUCGACGGUUUGCGUCGGGCGGCGUUGUUAUGGAAGUCGGAAAUGCCUUUGUGGUGUUUAUUCCGGGGAAUUUCGGAAAACAGAAACGCAGUAAGGGGACGGGCUUUGACCACGUCGCUGAUCAGCUGUAAGUCGCCUACAAGCUUGCGGGCAGGAGAAACGAAGAUAGAGAUAGAACUGUCCAACCAUGGUCCAACAUUGAGUAUAGAGUCUGCAUUCGUCUACUACGAGGGGCCAGAGGUAAGCUCGGUGGUGCCCAGCAUAGGGAGACAGACGGGAGGUAUGGUGGUAAGUGUCGUGGGCCAGGGCCUCAUAUCCCGAGAUCCCGUUUGUCAAUUUGGCCCGUCCAUAGUCCAGGGCAAGGACGUUACGAGCCUUAGCUCAUCAUUGCUGCUAUGUACCACGCCCGCAUCACUGCUUGGCAGUACGGUAGUCAGGCUGCAGGUGAGCCUCAACGGAGGCGCGGACUUCUCCGGAUCUGCAGUCGAGUACGCAUAUGAGGCCGGGGCUACGGUGGACGAGGUGAGGCCGUCCGCGGGAGAUAGCGGGGUCGACGGGCAGACCGUGACGGUGAUAGGCCGCCACUUCGGGUCGGGACAAGGGCUGAGCUGCUUGUUCGGGACAAGGGGGCGGGUACGGGGCAUGCCGAUGACGUCGACGGCGGUAGUCUGUGUAGCGCCGAGAGGGGGUCCGGGGGCGGUCGGGGUAUCGGUGAGCAACAACGGAGUAGAAGGAGAGACCGCUAGCGGCAUCGUCAGCGUGAGGUAUGAGUACCGCUCAGGGAUGUCAGCAAAGUCCGUGGUACCUAGUCAGGGACCGUCAGUGGGAGGAACGGUCGUGAGAGUGAUGCUUGAAGGGACGAUCGGAGGUGAGGACGGGACUGGGGAGUGGCUCUGUGUAUUCGGAGACUCUAUGAGCCGCGGGCAAUUGAACGUGUCAUCGCCGGACAACGCUUCCGUGGCAUGCAAUCUGCCACCAUCGAUGCCCUCUACCGUCUCUGUACAAGUGCGACGACCGAGUGGACAGAAGCUAUCAGGGGACCUAAGGUUCCAGUACGUACUUCAAGCCAGGCUCAUAAGUGUAUCUCCAAGUCAAGGUGGAGCAGGGGGAGGAUCGAGGGUGACCAUCACAGGAGAGGGAAUCGGGCGAGAGGGGCUGAGGUGCUGGUUUGGGGACAAGGCCGUGGAGGGGAGAGGCGUGGAGUGGAUAUCGUCAAGCCUGGUGACGUGCAUGACUGUAGCAAUGAAUGAGGCGGGAGGAUAUUCCAAGAUCUUGCUUUAUUUUCAGGGACAGAUUUGUGGACCACCCGUAAUUUAUAAUGGUGUUGGUAUUCCCCUUCUCAAGAGUAUCAGUCCUUCUAUUGGUAUUGUCAACCUUCAAGGUCAGAUUGCAACCUUGAUAGGAGAGGGCUUUCAUCUCAAUGCUGCUUCAGUCUACUGUAGGCUUGGCUUAGGACACACAGUACGUGCUGUAAGUGUAUCAUCAUCAAUGGCUGUGUGUACAGUACCUUUGGUCAAACAGGCUGGACUUUCUCAGUUCACAUGUUCGCCAUACAAGCAACCGAGUGGCAGUGAGCAAAGUCUACAGUACUUGUUCUUGGACAUAGGAAGAAUUGAUGCUAUCUUUCCCACAGCUGGACCCAUACGUGGAGGCAGUAGUGUAAGCGUGAUUGGUCUGAAAGAACAUGAAAUUAGCUUCAAAUACAGGUGCCGAUUUGGGAACGAUGAGGUGCAAGGAAGCUUUGUUGGAAACCAUACUUUGGUCUGCACCUCUCCUCAAACUAAUCAAGAAGGAAGAGUUACUGUCUCAGUAUUUGCCAAUAGAUACAGCCUGGACAAUGGUCAAGUUUACGAGUAUUUCCUCUCUCCAGCCCUAAAGAGAAUAGAUCCAUCUGUGGUAGGUAGGGGAGGUGGCCAGAUUGUGAGCGUCUACGGCACUGGCUUUCGGCAAGGAGGGAUUUCGUGUGGAUUUGGCAGCGGCUUCUCCAUAGCAGCUGGCCGAUGGCAAUCUUCUAGUCUAGUACUAUGCUUCACCAUACCCUCUAACCAAACUACAACAAGAUCGCUGGAGAUCAGCUUGAAUGGAGGGUAUGACUUCACUGAUAGCGGUGCAGAGAUACUAUACGAGGACGGAGCUGUCUUGACAGGUGUGAGCCCUUCGAGAGCGAUGAGCGAUACGCCCAACCAGGUUGUCACCAUUUCCGGAGACUCUUUCAAGCAAGGCUGUCGACAUGUCUGUCACUUUGGAACAAGUGCAGAAACGCGUGCUGUAUAUCUCACGUCAUCCAGCUUGGUAUGCUCCGUGCCAAGGAGCAAGCCGAGCACUGUUUUGUUGACAGUAGCUCAGGAUGGGUUGAAGAGUGAGGAAGGGGUUUGGUUUGUUUACGAGCAUUAUCAUUCAGCUGACUUGAGCCCGAGCACUGGGUCAUCCUUGGGGGGCACAGAAGUGACGGUUCGGAGCAACACGCUUCAAGACACCUAUACGGAAGGAGGCUGUUGGUUUGGCAGUGCGUAUGUGCCAGGACGCAUCGUUGCUCGUAACAGUCUUGUCUGUGUCAGCCCACAGUACCUUGGCAACGACAAAGUGGUAGGGGUGAAGGUCAUGCUGCACCGAGCGGAAGGAGGAGAUGUGUACCUGGAUACGAGUUUCGCAUACAGGGUUCCGGCGUUGACUGAUAGAGUUACUCCGACCGUGGGAUCGAAGAACGGAGGUACUUCUGUGCUCGUUGUUGGAUCCAACCUAGAGCCAUCACAUAGAUGCCUGUUCGGCGGAGUUGAGGCAGCCCGUUCCCAGCUGAUAUCAUCAUCGGCUCUUGAGUGUCUUACACCUGCAUCAAGCUUUGUUGGACGUGUUGUUGUACAAGUGAGCCUUGACGGCAGUAUAGAAAUGUCUGCCAUGAAGCUGAGCUUCACAUAUGCACCUGAUGCAACGGUACACUUUGCGAACAUGGGCUCGAUGGUAUAUCAGAGUGUUGUGGUUCUGACUGGAGAGCACUUUCAGGACAGCAAUUCACUGACGUGCAAAUUUGGUGGAUCCAAAUCAGUACUUGGUUUAUAUCAGACUUCAACCCUGGUGCAAUGCUCUGUGCCGAUGCUUGAUACUGGCACAUAUGCUGUCGGAAUCAGUAACAAUGGAGUAGAUCGCGGAGUAGGUGCUGCAGUGGUCCAGUAUAGGUAUGCGAUACAGAUCUUUGAUGUAACUCCUAGCCAGGGAUCACUGUCAGGAGGAGGGCAGAUCACUGUCCAUGGAAGUGGUUUUCCUACACAAGAUGGCCCCGCGUUGUGCUGGGUAGACCAGGUGUCUUCAGUUGCGAUCGCUCAGCAUUCGUCGCAUGUGGUAUGCAUAUUACCAGGACGGCAAGAGGCUGGUGUUGUAGACGUCUACUUGCAGUGGGGACGAGUAGCUGGGAGGAGUACUCAUGUUCUAUUUGAAUAUAUCAAUCCUGCGGAAAUCGUGGGCAUCAUGCCGAGUGUCGGGAGCCUCAAGCCACGUUCAGGGUCAAGGGUAACUGUCAUUGGGUCAGGCUUCGACGCGGGAGUGGGGCUGCGAUGUCGAUUUGGUAACGCGAAUUGUACAAGGUCCGCAGUGAAGUGGGUAACGUCCAGUCUAAUACAGUGCUUGGUACCCGAACAAUCUGUGCCGGGACCUGUAGAAGUGAAAGUCAGCAAUGAUGGAGGGAGGGAGUACUCGACAAACGGACCAGCUUUUCUUUACGAGGACCCCCCUUCUGUACACGGGAUAUUUCCAAAAGUCAUCAGGCCAGGGGUCUCACAUCAAAGCACGAUAUCUGUGAUUGGGAAGCUUUUCAAGAACGUACCAAAUUAUGUAUCGUGUCUCUAUGGCAGUAAUAGUAUCAUACAGGGGGAUUACAUCUCAUCGACACUCAUUGUCUGCCAAACACCGAGAAAUGUCAGUGGGACAGUGGCUGUUGCGGUCAGGACAGGUUGGCAUGGGUUUGUGUCGGGGCCAGGAUGUUUUGUGUCUGUGCUAGGAGCUCAAUCCUUCAUGAUUCAACCUACCUCUGGCCCAUUGAGUGGAGGGACCCUUGUAACAAUUACUGGGAUCCACUCCGGCAUGUAUGAUACAACAGAAGAAAUCUGCUGUUUCUUUGGGCACAACGGUACGAAAGUCACUUUGCUAAGCACUUCAGCCGUCCUUUGCACAGUGCCGGCAAGCUUCAGGUAUGGUGUGGUUACCGUGAGUGUACUUACGACAUGCCGAGCAAGUGGUACCCUUGUGGGCACGAGGCCCUUUCUGUACCUGCCGGCAGUACAUGUCGUCGAUAUCUAUCCAAGACGAGGGUCCCAACAUGGCCGAUCAUCAAUACGAAUCAUAGGAAUAGGCUUCUUGGGAGACCGAGCAAGGUGUAAACUUGGGAAUCUGUCUUCUCCCGAGGAUGGAACGAGGAUUGUCUCCUCCACUCUCAUCGAAUGCAUUGCUCCUAUUUCCGAGGCAAUAGGUCAGACCUUGGUCAGAGUAAGCUUGGACGGUGGGCAGACGUUCUCAUCAGACGAGGUGGUCUUCACAUACGAGGCUGACCCGACCGUGCUCUCUCUUCAGCCUUCAACAGCCUACAGCAAGAUGAGCAACCAAGUUGUGACUGUCCACGGAAGGCAUUUCACCGACGCCGGAGAUCUUCUCUGUUGGUUUGGAGCAGGCCAUGUCGUACGCGCUUUGUAUGUGUCUUCUGUGAGAGUGCUGUGCUCUAUUCCAGAGCAAAAGCCUGGUAUGGUAAGAGUGACUGUGACCAAGGAUGGUCAUAAUAAUGCUCCUAUCGAUGCUUUAGCUUCUGCCUACUUGUUGUAUCUGUAUUACAACAAAGGAAUGAACUCUAGAUUUACAAUCUGGCCGACCAGCGGUCCAUCUCUGGGAGGCUCAGUCGUACGACUGGUUGGUAUUCAGGACUCACUGAAGAUCUCAACUUGUUUAUUUGAUUACCAGACGGUCAACGUCGCAGUUUACAACCACAGCAUUGCAUGUGUAUCCCCUGCACAUGGAGAAACAGGUUCUGUCAAAAUACAGCUCGUCCCAUCGAGUCUAUCCUCUCUCUCUGGCGUGGUGGACUUUGAUCAAGCCGUGACUUUCUUCUAUUAUGAUGAUCCUGUCGUUGACAGUGCGUUCUGGGUUGGGCAAUCUGGCGGAGGUACGGCCUUCGUCAGUGUACUUGGCAGACAUCUCAUGGCCAAUCACUCCAUGUGUCGAUUGACUUUUGAGUCUGGAGACAGCAAGGUACUCCCAGGCACGAGCCAGACUUCCACCAAGAUUCUUUGUGUGUCUCCUCCUCUUCCGCAAAGCGUAGGCAGGACUUGGGUAUCGAUCAGUUUGAACGAUGGUGUAGACUUCACCUCAAGUAACACCCUAGUAUCGACAAGCAGCAAGAUCGAUGUAAAGAGUGUGUGGCCGUCCACAGGAGGUACAGAUGGAGACAUGGUGAUUACAAUCUUUGGUGCGAUGUUCUAUCCGCGCCAGCAUCGUCUUGACUGCUGGUUCGGCUUCCGAGUGAGCACUCCAGCCCUCUAUUCCAGCUCUACUCUGGUCAAGUGUGCCGUGCCGAAGCUCCUUCCCGGUACCGUCGCUGUGUACUUGGGCGAUGAGCAGGGCAUACAUGGCAAUAGCAACGGUCAAUACACGGUCGUAAGUAGGGGACAUGUCCAUGCAGUCGAGCCGAGCAGCGGGCCGGUGACAGGAGGUACCGCCGUCGUCAUGAGCGUGCGAGGAGGUGCAGGCUUUGCGUCAGCUAUCUUCUGUCGUAUUGGGGAAGGUCAGGUGGUGCAGGCCCAAGCGCUCAGCAGCUCCAGGAUCCUUUGCACCAUGCCGGCUGUACAGAAGAGCGGGACAGUGCUGAUACGGGCAGUAGAGGGAGCCCAAGGGUCGAGUAGGGGCCUUGAGGGAGAAGUGAGGUAUGUUUACUACAAUGAGCCUGUGGUGACUCGCGUGGAGCCAAGCAGUGGCGCUCUGGAAGGGGGUACCAUGCUGAGCCUGUAUGGGCGGGGGCUGGAAGAAGGCAGCAAUCUAACGUGCAGGUUCGGGACCGGAGAUGCGGUCGCAGGCCGGCAAGAGACUUCUACGAUGGCCACCUGUGUUGCACCCCCGCGCCCAGUCAAGGACGUCGUCUGGUUGCAGGUGAGCCUCAACGGAGGCGCGGACUUCUCCGGAUCUGCAGUCGAGUACGCAUAUGAGGCCGGGGCUACGGUGGACGAGGUGAGGCCGUCCGCGGGAGAUAGCGGGGUCGACGGUCAGACCGUGACCGUGAUAGGCCGCCACUUCGGGUCGGGACAAGGGCUGAGCUGCUUGUUCGGGACAAGGGGGCGGGUACGGGGCAUGCCGAUGACGUCGACGGCGGUAGUCUGUGUAGCGCCGAGAGGGGGUCCGGGGGCGGUCGGGGUAUCGGUGAGCAACAACGGAGUGGAUGAAGGGCAAACAAGGGGCGGGUUCGUGUACAGCGGUGAUCUUAAGGUAAUACGCAAGGUCACCCCAAGCUCAGGGCCGUUGGCUGGGGGUACCAACGUGACCAUAGCAGUCGACGGUUUGCGUCGGGCGGCGUUGUCAUGGACGACAGAGAGACCUUGGGGUUGCGUUUUUGGAACCUCAGUCGUGCAAGCACAAGCUUUGACCACGUCGCUGAUCAGCUGUAAGUCGCCUACAAGCUUGCGGGCAGGAGAAACGAAGAUGUCGUUGGUGGACGAUCUUGGUAACGUCGUUGUCAAGGGCAAGUCUGCAUUCGUCUACUACGAGGGGCCAGAGGUAAGCUCGGUGGUGCCCAGCAUAGGGAGACAGACGGGAGGUAUGGUGGUAAGUGUCGUGGGCCAGGGCCUCAUAUCCCGAGAUCCCGUUUGUCAAUUUGGCCCGUCCAUAGUCCAGGGCAAGGACGUUACGAGCCUUAGCUCAUCAUUGCUGCUAUGUACCACGCCCGCAUCACUGCUUGGCAGUACGGUAGUCAGGCUGCAGGUGAGCCUCAACGGAGGCGCGGACUUCUCCGGAUCUGCAGUCGAGUACGCAUAUGAGGCCGGGGCUACGGUGGACGAGGUGAGGCCGUCCGCGGGAGAUAGCGGGGUCGACGGGCAGACCGUGACGGUGAUAGGCCGCCACUUCGGGUCGGGACAAGGGCUGAGCUGCUUGUUCGGGACAAGGGGGCGGGUACGGGGCAUGCCGAUGACGUCGACGGCGGUAGUCUGUGUAGCGCCGAGAGGGGGUCCGGGGGCGGUCGGGGUAUCGGUGAGCAACAACGGAGUAGAAGGAGAGACCGCUAGCGGCAUCGUCAGCGUGAGGUAUGAGUACCGCUCAGGGAUGUCAGCAAAGUCCGUGGGACGAUCGGAGGUGAGGACGGGACUGGGGAGUGGCUCUGUGUAUUCGGAGACUCUAUGA
Guillardia theta CCMP2712 is the source of this 8475-nucleotide messenger RNA. RefSeq lists its product as hypothetical. Bases 1 to 8475 code for a protein of 2824 amino acids. The transcript has 2 exons. NCBI's taxonomy places the organism in Eukaryota, Cryptophyceae, Pyrenomonadales, Geminigeraceae. The record is from RefSeq and is a predicted model, not a curated record.